Messenger RNA from Condylostylus longicornis, 7793 nucleotides. Its product is annotated as E3 ubiquitin-protein ligase highwire-like. The record is from RefSeq and is a predicted model, not a curated record. Gene Ontology annotation, cellular component: nucleus. The coding region runs from base 140 to 7438 and encodes 2432 amino acids. The transcript has 17 exons. Lineage: Eukaryota; Metazoa; Arthropoda; Insecta; Diptera; Dolichopodidae.
AGAUUCACUCAGAUAUGGUUGGCCAACACAAUUAGUUGUAACAAUUCGUGAUCAAUAUGGUGACGCUGUAAUUGUACCUGAUUUAAAAGUUGAGAUAAAAGCUGUACCUGUUGGAGUUAUUGCCAAUGGUAAAUUGAAAAUGCGGCGUACAUCUUAUAAUGAUAUAAAUUCACUAGGUGGAAUGACACCGCCACCUCGUAUUAAUUACGAACCGACUGUUAAGGAAAAAAUGUGCUUCAAAGCAAUAACAUUUAUGAAACCAUAUAGUCAAUAUUCUUUUGAAGAAUUACGGUUUUGUAGUCCAAAUCAAACUCGAGUUACCGAAACUUUGUAUGCACAAGAUAUGGAGGAUGGUACAUUUAGCGUUCAUUGGACACCAAAUUCUGUUGGAAAUUAUUGUUUAACAGUAAUGGUGGAUGGCAUUUCGUUAGAGGAAGUUUAUAGAGUAGAAGUAAAAGAAGGUGGUGCUCCUCCACCGCACAGAAUGGCUAUCAAAACGUCACAGCCACAAAACAAACUUAGAAAGUUUGUUGCAAAAAAUUCUGCCGGAUUAAGAAUUCGUUCGCAUCCGGCUUUACAGUCUGAACAAGUCGGCAUUGUUAAAAUGAAUGGAAUAAUUUCUUUUAUAGAUGAGAUUGAAAAUGAUGAUGGAAUCUGGGUGAGAUUAUCAACUGUCUCAAUUCGCGAACAUUGCAGUACUGGGUGGUAUCCAACGGAAGCCUGGUGCUUACAAUAUAACCAACAUUUAGGAAAGACUUUGUUGUAUCCACUUUUAGAAGAGCAAUCUGUGAAGCCAGCUGUGCCAAAAAAUAAACCAAAAAUAAAUAUGAUCGAUAAUCCCGAAAUUGUUUCAGCUGAACCCUCCCCGAAAAUUUUAACGAAUUCUCCAAUCAAAAAGCUCGUGGAUUCCCCAAAGGGAACACCACAAUCAGCAGAGACCAUAUCUUCAUCGAUGACAAAUCCUUUUUUAUUUUCAUCUUCAAAUAAAUUGUUUGAAUCUGAUAGAUCGGAUGAGCAAUCAGAAAACCAUUUAAAUGAUGAAAUAAACUCUGACCAUCAAACAAAUGUAGAGAACACAAUGUCAACCGCGAAUGAAGCAUUGAGGAAAGUCCAAACAAUGGCUACAUCGCAAGAUGAUAGCAGUAGUAUUCAUAGUUCGAGUCCAUCUUCUAAUUUAGGUUCAGCAAUAGCCGGUGUUGUGGGCGGAGGAGCUAGUAAACUGCAAGCUUUGCAAAAAUGGUUUAAAGGUGACAAUAGCGUAGAUCCUAAAGAAAAUCAAAGAAAGCGAGCUGAAGACGAUCGAAAAGUAUAUGAAGCAUCUGUAUCGGUUAAAGAUUUAGUCCGCGCGAUCGGUGCUCAAGAGUCUAGAAGUAAUGGUAAUAGUGAUGGUGGUCAAUACUCAGCAACGAAUUCUAGCCCUGUACAAGUCCCUACAAUGAAACACAUCAACGAGGGGCAAUCUUUUUGUAGCAGCAGCAGUAAAUCGGUUGAAGAUACAUCUGCUCUUGUUAGCUCCUUAACAAGGGAUUUAAGUCAUUCCCCUAGUCGUAGUAGCACAAAAGAUGACAUCUCAAGUUCUCCAAAAUUUCAAACGGAUACCAAUUCUAGUCAUUCUGAUUUGCAUGCAAUUGCGACAACAGUUUCAAAAUUAAAUUAUUUUCCUUCAACUCCAAAACACACUUCGAAAAAACAUAAGCCCAAGAAACCAAUACCAACUCCAGGGAUCGCUACAAAUAUACAAUCCGAAGCUGUGUCAUCAGAAAAGCCCCUAACUGUAAAUACAAAGUGUACGACCAAUGCACAAAAAGACUUAGAACAACAACAAACAGCAAGCCCAGAUACUUCCAGUGCACCAGUGUGGCCACCGGCAGCACCACACCAAUAUAGUCACUCUAUUAUUACGCCCCUGCCGGUUGGUAAAGAUAAGCCAACAUCAAUGGAUAAUGUUCUAAAGAUGGGACCACCAAAACGAGCAAUGCCACCAUCAUUGGCUGAAAGUUUAAGAGCCAUAUUUGCUGCAAUUUUAUGGCAUGAAGGUAUAGUACAUGACGCUAUGUCUUGCGCUUCGUUUUUGAAAUUCCAUCCUAACUUGCCAAAAGAAGGUGCUUUAGUUGUAACAAGGCGUGAUGCUCACGAUAAUUGCACCACAAAUUUGUCAAAGGAACAAAAAGCACAGCAACGACAUUCCGUUGAAGUAGCUAAUGCCGGUAACUAUCUAAAUAUUAGACCAUCAACUUUAGAAACUUUAACCAAAUCCGGAGUAUCUAGCAUUAAUAAUAGACGUCUUAGAAAGGGUGCAAAUGAUUCAGAAUCUCAGAACAACGAAAAAACAAAACUACAUUCUUUACCUGAAGUUGUAGCUGUUUUGCCUCCAGCGUUAAAAUGUUUAGUAUAUUUGUGGGAGCAAUUAUGUACAAAUUCGGCACAUAUUGUACAAAGUAAUACUUUGGAAAAUCAAAAGACUUCUCCAAAAUAUUAUAGCUCCAAGGAUAAAAUAGAUAAUCACGACAAAGAUAAUAGAAAGUUACGGAAAAAAAAGAAAGAUGAUGCUUCAUGGUGUGAAUUUUGUGAAAUAUUUUUACCAAUACCUGUAACUUAUCAUAUGAGAAUUGUGCAUCCAGGAUGUGGAAAACCUGCCAAAGGUAAAGGUUACAAUUCUGUCGGAAUUUAUUGUGAAGGUUGGGCUGGCAAUUGUGGGGAAGGAGGGAAAGGAGCCUACAGUUGGUUUCUAAUGUGUGAUCAAUGUCGUGAAAAAUAUAUUUCUGUGAAUAAAAAUAUUAACAAUUUAAAUAAUUCAAGCAAUCAAGUUUCAUCCCCAAACGACUUAUUUAAUAAUCGAACAUCAAAUAGUUUUCAUGCUAAUUCAGAAAUUUAUUCAAUGAUGAAAGAGAAUGCGAUGUUUUUACUAGAACUAUCAUCAUCGACAUCACAAAAUUCCAAUCCACUAGUAACACAACAAAAACGUUCACCCGGACAGAUGCCCGUAGUAGCAGAAGGGCAAAUAAAUAUUUUUGCUGAUAUUAAUAAGCCUAGUACUAGUCGAGGUGGUGAAACUUCACAUAGGAAUAGCCGAAUUGGUUUGAAAAUGAAUUCAAAUAAAUUUAAUCCAUUUUCAAGUACACCAAGUAGAAAAAGCUUUCCAAAUUGUAAUUCUCCUGAUUCGAUGUGGUUGGCACCAGAAGUUUUUUCUUGUUUAGAAUCUUUAGGCGCUUCAAUGGCUGAUGAUAUGCCAUAUGAAAUUUUCGGUAUAAAUUCUGGUGAUAAUUUGUUUGAAAGACCAUUAUCUGAAAUAUCAUUUGAUUCAUGUGAUCAGCAUAAUUCUGAAAUAAUGAAAACUUCUGGUUCAGCGCACGGUAGUGGAACAUUAUCAAAAUUUCAUCGAAGUUUCUCAAUGAUACAAGGUUGGUCGAAUCAUUCACCACAAAAGUCUGGUAUGACAGUGUAUCCAGCCAAUUUCGAUGAAAAUUCUGUUACAAAGGUUGUAAUGCGGCGUCGUAAAACUUCAUCUUCGGAAACAGAAAGUUCUUUAAUGUUAUGUUAUCCAUCGGAAAAUUUAAGAAAAUUAGUACCAGAAAAUGUUUUAAGUAGAUCUUUUAUUAUUCCAAAGUAUAAUAAUUCGAUUCCCCCACCACCUCCUCCUCCAGUGUUAGUUGAUAAGGAUUUACUAGAAAAAUCAGAUCAAACCAAUAAUAUUAGUAGCCUCACAAGUAAAGAUUCAACGUUAAGUACCAAAUAUAAAUAUGAAAAAGAUACUUCAACUUCAAAUAAUCCGAAAGAUCACUGUAUUGAUAUGGAACCAAAUCAUAAUUAUUUAUUAAAUCGUCCAACAAUGGCAUUUAUCACACAACAGCACGACUUAGAAAAAUUACGUUAUGUUAUGAAACGAAGUCUUCGAAUUGCUACUUGUAGAAUAUAUUCCUUACAAGCUUUGAAUUGGCUUAUACGAUCUGUAACUCAAACAUGUUGCUUACAUGAUUUAAUGUGGUGGUUUGUUUCAGCUUUAAGUUGUGCAACUUAUGAAGAACAUAUUGAAACAAAUUUCAAAAGUGAUGACAAUGAAAUGGCUCUUGAACACCCAGUAUCCUAUAUUCAAAUGAGCGGAAAAGUUUCUCAGAAUGUUUCGCAAAGUUUACACUCAUUUCUACAAUCAGUUGCCGAUUUAACAUUGUUAUUACCAGCUGGAUCAUCAUUGCAAAGAAUGGCUAUUCAAUGUUUUGGAAUAAAAUUUAAACAGGCUGAUCAUCAGUUUUUGCAUAGCUCACAUGUUUUUGGUAACAUUUCUAAAAUUCUGUCCAAAUCCGAUGAGCAAAAUGAAGCUAUGUUAAUAUCAUCAAUUGUGGCGAUGAGCGAGUCGAAUGGUCAUAUGCUAGACCAAGCGUAUGGGAGUCCUGUUAGUAACGCCGGAGCAAAACUUUUUAAUUAUACUGAUUUAAAUGGAAUGUUUGAGAUAACAGUAUCAUCGAGACAAGCCUUAGCGGAUUCUUUAACCGACAAUUCAACCGAAACCUUCUGGGAAAGUGAUGAGGAAGAUCGAAAUAAAUGUAAAAUUAUUGAAAUUUCGAUGAACAAAAUGAACUACGUUUGUAAAGCGGUCUUUGUCCAUAUUGAUAACAGCCGUGACAUACAGAAUAAAGUUUUAAACGUGGUGUUUUUUGCCGGACAAUCUUUGGGAGACACGAAUUUAAUAAAAACUAUUGACAUAGAUUCCAAAGUAUGCACGUGGAUUUCAGCUAAAAUACCAGAUGAGAGUUUCACUCAUUUUCGGUUAGAACUCAGGGGUCCAGAAAAUACAUUGAGAGUUCGCCAAAUUAAGCUAUUAGGCGUUCCUGCUAGUAUUGAUGACGUUGUUGUGUAUGGGAAACCUAAUCUUAAACUAAGUAAUGCUACUCAAAUACAGCAAAGAAUUUGUGAAGUCGAAACAUUGCGUGUGUUUAGAUUGAUAACAGCUCAGGUAUUUGGUAAACUUAUUUCAACAUCUGAUAAUGUAAAUGAAAAUGUAAAUUGGGCAACUCAAGGAUCAAUGAUGGAAUCUAGUGCAAAUUCAGUAUUAGCGGAUUCCCUAGACCUUAGAGAACAUAUGGUUGGAAUAUUAUUUAGUAGAAGUAAAUUGAGUCAUUUACAAAAACAAGUAAUAGUUCAUAUUGUUCACGCCAUUAAAAAGGAAGCACAACGGGCUAAAGAAGAAUGGGAGAUGUCAAAUGCGACAACCAAUUUUAAAGAUAUUAAUAACGUUGGUGUAGAUCAAAAGAGCGAUUCUAGUGUUGAAAGAUAUCGAUCUCCAGACACUUACUGUUUUGAAAUGCUCAGUAUGGUAUUAGCGCUUUCAGGAAGUGCUGUUGGUCGUUCAUAUUUAUCACACCAACACGGGCUACUCAAAGAUUUGCUAAGUUUAUUACACACUGGAAGUGAUCGUGUCCAGCGUCAAGUUACAGCUUUGUUAAGACGAAUUUUACCAGAAAUUUCUCCAGAAAACUUAGGUGAACUAUUAGGUGUGCAAAAAAUGCCACCAGCUGAUUUUAAUAUCGUCAAUCAAAAUCCAAGUGACUUCGACAUGAACCGGUUAGGUAUUCUGGACAUAUUUUUAGCUGUUAUAGCAAAGUCCAUACAAUUACAAGUUAAAAUUAAAACUUCAACUAAACCAGCAAUGGACAAAUCUCCUGCAUUUGUUAAAUUAUGUAAUUGCAUUGAUUUUUCUGUGCAUACUUUAAAGAAAAAAGAUUUAUCGGAUUUUGUAAUGGACGACAAAAACCAUGUUGAAGCACCGGCUCAUUUCGCUUUUGAUACAGGACCUGUAGUAAAGGGUUUUACUAUGGAUUUAAUUGACUUUGAUAGGAAUCCAAAAAAGCAGUUAAAAGAAGCAGUUUCAAAGAAUUUGAAUCAGAGAUGGUUUUUGAAGGGUGCAAUAUCGAAUAAACAAGCUGAAAGUAUUAUAGCUUUAGUACGAGACAUGACUAGUGGUAAGCUUACAGAGAAAUGGUCUUUAAUAACAAAAGCAGCUAUCGCUGAAUCAGUUUUAAACUUAACGCGUUUAGAUGAAGUUUUUCGAAAUCCGGAAAAUUGUAUAAAAACUUCUACAUUGUGGUUAGCUUUAGCAAGUCUUUGUGUUUUGGACAAGGAGCACGUAGAAAAAUUAUCAUCGGGACAGUGGAGUAAUUCUGAUACAAGACCGUUGUGUUCCAAUCAUGAUGAUGGAGAAACUUCGGCUAUCAUACAAUGCGAAACAUGUGGUUCACUGUGUAGUGAUUGUGAUAGAUUUUUGCACUUAAGUAGAAAAACGAGACAUCAUCGCCGUACUGUAUGCAAAGAAGAGGAAGAAGCGAUUCGAGUUGAAUUACAUGAGUCAUGUGGCAGAACUAAACUGUUUUGGCUUUUAGCUUUAGCAGACAGUAAAACUCUUAAAGGAGUUGUGGAAUUUAGGGAUGGAGCCAAUACUAUUAUAUCGGGACCCCAGGAUACUGUUGGAAGGUGCCGUUUUUGCGGUGUAAUUGGUAACACUGGGCUCUUAGAAAUUGGAAACGUGUGUGCGGACUCCCAAUGUCAAGAGUUAGCUGCUAACUCCUGUCAAAGGAUAAAAAGUUGUGGUCAUUCGUGUGGAGGUGUUAUUGGUGAACAAAAAUGUUUGCCAUGUUUACAACACGUUUGCCAUGAUAGAGAAAACCAGUUAGUUGAAGGAUCAAAAUUGCCAAAAUUAACUCAAGAUGCAGACGAUAUGUGUAUGAUUUGUUUUGUAGAAGCAUUGGCAUGUGCCCCGUCCAUUCAGCUUGAGUGCGGUCAUGUUUUCCAUUAUCACUGUUCUAAAGCUGUUUUAGAAAAAAGAUGGAAUGGACCACGUAUUUCAUUUGGGUUUUCUCUUUGUCCAAUAUGCAAGGCUGAUAUUGAGCACGAUUUAUUAAGUAAUGUCUUGCAACCAAUUAAUAAUCUAAAACAAGAUGUUAAGCGUAAAGCUUUGAUGCGUCUUAAAUAUGAAGGGGUUAUUAAAGAUUCUGAUAAUAAAGACUUAGCCGCAAUGGCAAUGGACCGCUAUGCAUAUUACGUAUGUUUUAAAUGUCAAAAAGCAUAUUAUGGUGGUGAAGCACGAUGUCAUGCUGAAGUUGGAGAUAAAUAUAAUCCGGAAGAACUAGUUUGUGGUGCCUGCAGUGAUGUUGCUCGAGCGCAAAUGUGUCCUAAGCAUGGAACAGAUUUCCUGGAAUAUAAAUGCCGUUAUUGUUGUUCAGUAGCAGUAUUCUUUUGUUUCGGCACAACCCAUUUUUGUGAUACAUGUCAUGACGAUUUUCAACAUUUAACAAAUAUUCCCAAAAACAAACUACCGCAAUGUCCAUGUGGUCCAAAGGCAACGCAGCUUGUCGGUGAUGAAUGCCCCUUACAUGUUGUACAUCCACCAACUGGUGAAGAAUUCGCUUUGGGAUGUGGCAUAUGUAGGAAUGCGCACACUUUUUAAUAUAUAGAAAAUUUGGCUGAAUUCGAUGAUUUAGAAGAGGACGAUGAUAUUAUUGAAAUUGAAUAUUUAGAUUAAUUGUCGAAAAAGGUACUAUAUCAUGGUGAUGGCAACUGAUCUUAUUGCUUGGAUUCAAAAAUUAAAAAAUAUAAUCAAAUAGUAAUAAAUAAAAAGUAGGAUAAAAUUGUAUUCUGAUAUUAUUGCAAAGACAUUAAAAAUUCAUCAUAAUUAGUAAUUUAUUAUCAAUUUUUAAUAUUUAAAUUUCAUACAAAUAACAAAAUAUCACUUAUUAUUAUAAUGUACUUAAAAAAAACACAAAAUACUCUGUAAGCUUUAGUUCUGAAUUAAAUGAGUAAAA